UCGUGCGGAUGCUCUCUCACGACGACAAGGAGGAUCACAGGCACUAAUCAUUACUGCGUAAAAGGGUUCCUCUCCAGAUCAGCUGAUUUGAUCAAUAGCUAGCUGCACACCGAAUCCCACGCCGGAGCACUACCAGAGUCAGUCAGUCAGUCAGCCAGUAGUGACUACUACAGCGACAUACAGGGCAGGUUACGCCCACCCGGGACCAAAGACGUCAUACCCGGUGAUUGCCCAGCCAAGUUCCACCAGCACCUCCUACCUCGGCGUGCGACUUUUAUAAAUACUACCUCGCCGCUGCCAGUUGAAGGUCACUGCAGAGAAUUAAUUGCUUUGAAUUGACUGGAUUCGAUCAACCACAACUACACCCACGACCACACCCACGACUACAACUGCAAUUACAGUGCUACUCCUACCACUUCACCACCACACCACCAUGUCGAAGAACCCUACCACUCUCUACCUCGGUCUCGCUGCCCUCGGCGCCGGCGGUUACUAUCUGUACCGCGCUGGAGGAGAUCCUGAGGUUGCGGGGGACAAGAUCCGGCACGACGCACACGCCGCCCGUCUCAAGAUCCCCACGGGCGACGAGGCAGAGAAAGCAGGCGAGAAGGCGGGAUAUGAGGCGCGGUUGAAUGUGGAUGAGGCGAUCAACAACGCCCGCAGCAACGUCAACGACGGCGCCAACCGACUGGAAAAGGAAGCCAAGAGCGGCGUCAAUCGGCUCGAGCAGAUCGGACGCGACACAUCGGCAGAGCUGAAGUCCGGGGCGGAGAAGAUCGAGGGCAAGAUCGAGGAUAAGGCGUCGGAGGCGAAGGGGACACUGUCGGCCAUCCAGAGUUUCGCAAGAGCGAUCAAGCCCGGCGUAGCCACGAGAAAAUCGCUGUCCGAACUCAAGAAGCCUUCGACCGCCCCUGUCCCUGCAGUCACCGCCCUCCCGGUCUCGCCUUCCAAGAAACGCAAACUCCACGAGCUCGAGAACGUCGACUGCGCCAGCCCCCACGCCAGCCCGGUCAAAAACGAGGAAAGCACGUCCAGUGGGAUCGGCUUCGAGGCCGUCACCCCUUCCAAGACCCUUCGACUCGGCGAAUUAGCCCUGAACACGCCGCGGAGCGGACAUUACGCGCGCCGGAAUUCGAGUUCUGCUCUUUCUCCUCCCGUCUCGCCCUCGAAGCGCGCCGCGACUGCGAGGAAAGCCGUCCUCCCUGCGCGAACUCGACCCGCCUGCAUCGAUGACCUCGUGAACCUGCACUCCGCGUUCGUGAAGGCCGCUGCCCUCCAUGCCAUGCACAAUGGGCUGACCGCCCCGGCCGACCUGAGGGAGUUUCUCCCUACCGUGGAACGAUUGUGGAGGAAGCGCAAGGUGGUGGUUCGGGAUCUGCAGCGCCUUGUCUGGGUACUGGAUCAGGAGGCUACUGCUGCUGCUGCUGCGUCGGGUUUGGCGAUGCCGGGGUUCAGGAUCUCGAAUUACGGGCUUGGACGUGUGUGUUUGGAGCGGGUGGUCCGGGACGGCGAAGGGCGGAUAACGGAGACGGAGUGGCAGGAGCGGUUCGAGCAGAGCCUGGAUGUGCGGUGGGAGAAGGCCGUGGAUGCGGCGGAUGGGGACGAGAGUCGGGUGGACUUUCUGGCGACGCUGGGGACGGCCGUUGUUCAUGAGUCGUUGACGCCGUUUACCUCGUUCCGGAAGGGUCAGCAGCGCUUGCAGGAUCUGAAGGGCGGCGUGAUAAAGAUGAAGACGGAGAGGAUGCGCACUGAGGCUAAGGAUGAGACCCCCGAGAAGCCCGUCGAUGCGGCGAGUACCCGGAGGAAGGGUCUGUUGGAUCGCAUCAAGGAGAAGCAGUUGCGCCAGGCGAAGUUGCCGCCGCCGCCGUCUAAGGAUAUGUUGUUGCGGAGGGCGGCCGCGGAGCGCGUGGAGGAGGUUGCGGGCGUGUUGGCGUUGUUGAGGCCCGCUGGGUAUGUUGGUACCGGGGCGAAGGCUGUGAUGACCGCGCAGAGGACGCCGUUUCGCUUGGAGAUGAUUGCCCAGAAUGUGCGCGAUUCCGUACGCAGUCCUAUCUCCGAGAGGGAGGUCGAGAUCUGUGUCGAGAUCCUGGCGCGGGAAGACAUUGCCGGUCAAUGGGUCAAUUUCGUCACGGUGAAUCGUAUGAAAUCUGUUGUCCUGAAGUCGUGCGCCGAUGUCCAGACCAAGGAGAUUGCGGCCAAGGUGGCGCAGUUGAAGGUCGGGUGGGAGGGCUCCGAGGCUCUCCCUGUGCUGGUGGAGGGUUCUGCGUGAUCAUAAUGAUGCUUUUUUUUCUUGUUUUUUUACCUCUGUUGGGUACAUGUGUCUGUCUGUCGUUUUGGAUGUCUGAUAUACCUCAUCCGGGUGGCCUGGUAUGCUCCCGGCGUUAUGAUUGCAUUGUGCAGCGGC
Messenger RNA from Aspergillus heteromorphus CBS 117.55, 2404 nucleotides. Its product is annotated as DNA replication factor Cdt1 C-terminal domain-containing protein. The transcript has 4 exons. The record is from RefSeq and is a predicted model, not a curated record. Lineage: Eukaryota; Fungi; Ascomycota; Eurotiomycetes; Eurotiales; Aspergillaceae. The coding region runs from base 434 to 2269 and encodes 611 amino acids.